AUGUACAAGCGUCGGGAUUAUGUUGAACUCUAUGAAAAAGAUCAGGAGAAAUGGGCUCUACUACGAAAUGUCAACACUGUGUUUAAACACACCACUCUUCUACCGGGCGACUAUGUAUGGCUGGACCUGAAGACCGGCCGGGAAUUUGAGGUCCCAAUUGGAGCUGUGGUGAAGCUCUGCGAUUCCGGUCAGAUCCAGGUUUUGGAUGAUGAAGGAAAUGAACACUGGAUCACCCCCCAAAAUGCCACCAACAUCAAACCAAUGCACCCCACCUCCAUCCACGGGGUGGAAGACAUGAUUCGCCUGGGCGAUCUGAAUGAGGCUGGAAUUCUCCGGAAUCUUCUCAUCCGCUACAGAGAACAUGUCAUCUAUACCUAUACCGGGUCAAUCUUAGUGGCUGUAAACCCCUAUCAGCUGCUGCCCAUCUAUACGGCUGACCAGAUUCGCCUCUACACCAACAAAAAGAUCGGAGAGAUGCCACCACAUAUCUUUGCCAUCGCAGACAACUGCUAUUUCAACAUGCAGCGCAACAACAAAGAUCAGUGCUGUAUCAUAAGCGGUGAGUCUGGAGCAGGAAAAACAGAAAGCACCAAGUUGAUUCUACAAUUCUUGGCUGCUAUUAGUGGUCAGCACUCCUGGAUUGAGCAACAGGUGUUGGAGGCAAACCCAAUCUUAGAAGCCUUUGGGAAUGCUAAGACCAUCCGAAACGACAACUCCAGCCGGUUUGGGAAGUACAUCGACAUCCACUUCAACAAAAGAGGGGCUAUAGAAGGGGCAAAGAUUGAGCAGUACCUUCUGGAGAAAUCCAGAGUGUGUCGACAGGCCCGUGAUGAGAGAAACUACCACAUAUUCUACUGUAUGUUGAAGGGUAUGACUCCAGAUCAGAAGAAGAAGCUUGGCUUGGGUAAAGCCACAGACUACACUUAUCUUACUAUAGGAAACUGCACUGUUUGUGAUGGUCGUGAUGAUCUGAAAGAAUACUCAAACAUCCUUUCGGCCAUGAAGGUCCUCAUGUUCACAGACAAAGAGAACUGGGAGAUCUCCAAACUGCUAGCUGCUAUUCUACACAUGGGCAACCUGAACUAUGAGGCUCGCACAUAUGAUAAUUUGGAUGCCUGUGAGGUGGUGCGUUGCUCAGAUUUGAGCACUGCAUCUGUUUUAUUAGAGGUGGACUUAAAGGACCUGAUGAAUUGCUUGACUAGCCGAACCAUAAUAACCCGGGGAGAGACUGUGUCCACCCCUCUCAGCAUGGAGCAGGCCCUUGAUGUCCGAGACGCUUUUGUUAAGGGAAUAUACGGCCGCCUGUUUGUGUGGAUAGUUGAGAAAAUCAACGCAGCCAUUUAUAAACCUCCAUCCCUGGAGCUUAAAGCAGUACGGAGGUCCAUCGGACUGCUCGACAUAUUCGGCUUUGAGAACUUCACUGUUAACAGCUUUGAGCAGUUGUGUAUCAACUUUGCCAACGAAAACCUGCAGCAAUUCUUCGUCCGUCAUGUUUUUAAACUGGAGCAAGAGGAGUAUAACCUCGAGAAUAUCAACUGGCAGCACAUCGAGUUCACAGACAACCAAGAUGCUUUGGAUAUGAUCGCCAUUAAACCCAUGAAUAUCAUCUCUCUUAUUGAUGAAGAGAGCAAGUUCCCCAAGGGUACAGAUACUACCAUGCUGAACAAACUGAACUCUCAACACAAACUCAAUACCAACUACAUUCCCCCCAAAAACACUUAUGAAACACAGUUUGGCAUCCAACACUUUGCUGGUGUUGUCUAUUACGAGACCAGAGGUUUUUUGGAGAAGAACCGUGACACUCUUCAUGGUGACAUCAUUCAGCUCGUACACUCCUCUAAGAACAAGUUCAUCAAGCAGAUCUUUCAGGCGGACGUCGCCAUGGGGGCGGAGACCAGAAAGCGUUCCCCAACUCUGAGCAGUCAGUUCAAGCGCUCUUUAGAGCUGUUGAUGCGCACACUGAGCGUGUGUCAGCCGUUCUUCGUUCGCUGCAUCAAACCCAAUGAGUACAAGAAGCCCAUGCUCUUUGAUCGUGAGCUGUGUGUGAGACAGCUCCGAUAUUCUGGAAUGAUGGAAACCAUCCGGAUUCGCCGGGCCGGAUACCCCAUUCGCUACACUUUCGUCGAGUUUGUGGACAGAUACCGUGUUUUAAUGCCUGGAGUAAAACCUGCUUACAAACAGGAGGACCUGAGAGGAACCUGUCAGCGUAUCGCUGAAGCUGUACUGGGCCGUGAUGAUGAUUGGCAGAUGGGAAAGACCAAGAUCUUUCUGAAGGAUCAUCAUGACAUGUUGCUGGAAAUUGAGAGAGAUAAGGCCAUAACUGACAAGGUCAUUCUCAUUCAGAAAGUCGUGCGAGGUUUCAAGGACAGAUCCAACUUUCUGAAGAUUAAGAAAUCCGCCAUGUUGAUCCAGAAAACAUGGAGAGGCUAUUACUGUCGGAAGAAUUACGGAGCGAUGAGAGCUGGCUUCUCACGUCUCCAGGCAUUGUAUAAAUCUCGUAAACUCUACCAGACGUACCACGUUACGCGACAUAGAAUCACCCUUUUCCAGAGCCGCUGCAGAGGGUGUCUGGUACGGCAGGCAUUUAGACAUCGUCUUUGGGCCGUCAUCACCAUCCAGGCUUAUACAAGAGGCAUGAUCGCCCGCCGACUCUACAAGAGACUGAAAGGAGAGUACCGACGGCGUUUGGAGGCAGAGAAGAUGCGUUUGGCUGAGGAACAGAAGUUGAGGAACCAGAUGAGUGCCAAGAAGGCCAAAGAGGAAGCAGAGAGGAAACAUCAGGAAAGACUGGCUCAGCUGGCACGAGAGGACGCAGAACGAGAGAAGAAAGAGCGAGAAGAGACGCGGAGGAAAAAAGAAAUGUUGGACAAGAUGGAGAAAGCUCGCCAUGAGCCGGUCAACGACUCUGAUAUGGUGGACAAGAUGUUUGGCUUCCUGGGAACCACAAACUCAUUUCCUGGUCAGGAGGGCCAAGCACCAGCUGGAUUUGAGGACCUGGAGCGAACUCAUCGGGAGAUCGAGGAAGAGGAUCUAGAUGAAGCUCUUCCUUUACCAGAGGAAGAUGAGGAAGACUUGUCGGAGUACAAAUUUGCCAAGUUUUCUGCCACAUAUUUUCAGGGCACGACCACACACACUUAUGUGCGGCGCCCGCUCAAACAACCCUUACUUUUUCACGAAGAUGAAGGGGAUCAGCUGGCUGCUCUGGCUGUGUGGAUCACAAUUUUGAGGUUCAUGGGUGACCUUCCAGAACCUAAAUACCACACCGCUAUCAGUGACGGCAGCGAGAAGAUCCCUGUCAUGACCAAGAUCUACGAGACACUGGGCAAGAAGACAUACAAGAGAGAACUGCAGGCUCUGCAGGGAGAGGGAGAGAAUGCUCACAUUGACAGUCAUAAGAAAAGCAGUGUGCGUCACAAACUGGUGUCCCUCACCCUUAAGAAGAAGUCCAAGAUUACAGAGGAGGUGACCAAACGUCUGAAUGAUGGUGAAUGCGCUGUGCAUGGAAACAGUAUGCUGGAGGACCGACCCACAUCCAACCUGGAGAAGCUACACUUCAUCAUUGGCAACGGAAUCCUUAGGCCAGGCCUUAGAGAUGAGAUCUAUUGUCAGAUCUGUAAGCAGCUGAACCAGAAUCCAUCUAAAAGCAGUCAUGCUCGCGGCUGGAUCCUCAUGUCUCUGUGUGUGGGCUGCUUUGCACCCUCUGAGAAGUUUGUCAAGUAUCUACGUAACUUCAUCAGUGAAGGUCCUCCUGGUUAUGCGCCAUACUGUGAGGAGAGACUCAGAAGAACGUUUGUCAAUGGAACAAGGACACAACCACCUUCCUGGCUAGAGCUUCAGGCCACGAAAUCAAAGAAGCCAAUAAUGUUACCCGUGACAUUUAUGGAUGGCACCACAAAGACCCUGUUGACGGACUCUGCAACCACAGCCAUGGAGCUCUGCAACGCCCUGGCCGACAAAAUUAGUCUUCAGGAUCGAUUUGGCUUCUCCCUGUAUAUUGCUCUCUUUGACAAGGUGUCAUCGCUGGGGAGCGGUAAUGAUCACGUAAUGGACGCCGUUUCUCAGUGUGAGCAGUACGCUAAAGAACAGGGUGCACAGGAACGCAAUGCCCCUUGGAGGCUGUUUUUCAGGAAGGAGAUUUUCACGCCCUGGCACGACCCCUCUGAAGAUGGUGUAGCGACAAACCUCAUCUACCAACAGAUUGUGCGCGGCGUAAAAUUUGGAGAGUACCGUUGUGAUAGGGAAGAUCUGGCCGAGCUGGCAUCGCAGCAGUACUAUGUUGAUUAUGGCUCCGAGAUCCUUGUAGAGCGACUGUUGAGUCUCAUUCCAUCAUAUAUCCCAGACAGAGAGAUCAGCUCGGCCAAAACCGUGGAGAGAUGGGCGCAAUUCGUUAUGGCUGCGCACAAAAAGGGCAUCUACACUCAGAAGCGAGUGGACCCUCAGAAAGUGAAGGAGGAAGUUGUGGAUUUUGCUCGUUACAAGUGGCCUUUGUUAUUCUCAAGAUUCUACGAGGCCUUUAAAUUUUCAGGUCCCAGUCUACCCAAGAACGAUGUGAUAGUGGCUGUUAACUGGACGGGUGUCUACUUUGUGGAUGAGCAAGAGCAGGUUCUGCUAGAACUUUCUUUCCCGGAGAUCACUGCUGUUUCCAGCAGCAGAGGGGGGAAGCUUCAGGCUCAGAGCUUCACUUUGGCCACCAUCAAAGGUGACGAGUACACUUUUACUUCCAGUAAUGCAGAGGACAUACGUGGCCUGGUGGUGACCUUUCUAGAGGGUCUCAGGAAGAGAUCAAAGUUUGUUGUGGCCUUACAGGACAACCCCAGUCCAGCUGGAAAUGAUACAACAUUCCUGAGCUUCCUGAAAGGUGACCUAAUUUUCCUGGACCAGGACACAGGCGAGCAUGUCAUGACCUCUGGUUGGGCACACGGCACUAAUGACAGAACCAAACAGAGAGGAGAUUUCCCUGCCGAUUGCGUUUACGUGCUGCCCACCAUCAUUAAACCUCAGCCGGAAAUCGUGGCUUUGGUUACCAUGACACCAGACCAACGUCAAGAGUCGAUCCGGAUUUCCCACGUGCCUCUGACAGAGAGCGAGGAGCGGAUAAAGCCAUACACUCUUGAAGAAUUCUCGUUUGACUACUUUAGACCUCCUCCCAAACACACCCUCAGUAGAGUAAUGAUCACAAAGAACAGAGGGAAGGACAAGCUCUGGUGCUGCACUCGAGAACCAAUCAAACAGGGUCUGCUGAAGAAGUGUGUGGCACAUGAGGAGCUUUCACAGGAGGCAUGCAUGGCCUUCAUUGCUAUGAUGAAAUAUAUGGGCGAUUAUCCAUCUAAGCGGACACGUUCUGUGAACGAGCUCACAGAUCAGAUUUUUGAGGGUGCGUUGAAGGCUGAGCCUCUUAAAGACGAGAUCUUCUGCCAGAUACUCAAACAGCUGACUGAAAACCAUGUCAAGUACAGUGAAGAGAAAGGCUGGGAGUUGCUCUGGCUUUGUACUGGUCUUUUCCCACCCAGUAACGUCCUCUUACCUCAUGUCCAGAGAUUCCUACAGUCCAAGAAACAUCAUCCACUGGCUCCUGACUGCAUGCAGAGAGUGCAAAAAGCUUUACGGAAUGGUUCACGGAAGUAUCCGCCUCACCUGGUUGAGGUGGAGGCCAUUCAACACAAGACCACACAGAUCUUUCACAAAGUGUACUUCCCCGAUGACACAGAUGAGGCGUUUGAGGUGGAGUCCAGCACAAAGGCCAAAGACUUCUGUCUCAACAUCUCCAGCAGACUUCUGCUCAAAUCACCUGAGGGCUUUAGUCUGUUUGUCAAGAUCUCUGAUAAGGUAAUCAGUGUACCUGAGGGCGAUUUCUUCUUCGAUUUUGUCCGCCAUCUGACAGACUGGAUCAAGAAAGCCCGACCUGCUAAAGAUGGUAUAGUGCCUUCAUUGACCUACCAGGUGUUUUUCAUGAAGAAGUUGUGGACGACCACAGUUCCAGGAAAAGAUUCCUUCGCAGAUUCAAUCUUCCAUUAUUAUCAGGAGCUUCCUAAGUAUCUCCGUGGGUACCAUAAGUGCUCCAGAGAAGAGGUUUUCCAACUGGGAGCCCUAAUCUACCGAGUGAAAUUUGAAGAUGACAAAUCCCAUUUUCCCAGCAUUCCCAAGAUGCUGAAGGAGCUCAUUCCUCAGGACCUGGUACGCCAGCUCUCACCUGACGACUGGAAACGGUCGAUUGUGGCAUACUUCAACAGACAAGCUGGUAAAUCUAGGGAGGAAGCCAAAUUGAUGUUUCUGAAGAUCAUUUUCAAAUGGCCCACGUUUGGUUCUGCCUUCUUCGAAGUGAAGCAAACCACCGAGCCUCAAUUCCCUGAGAUUCUGCUCAUAGCCAUUAACAAAUAUGGAGUCAGUCUGAUCGACCCCAAGAACAAGGAUAUUUUAACCACAUAUCCCUUCACUAAGAUUUCUAACUGGAGCAGUGGCAACACAUACUUCCACAUCACUAUUGGGAACCUUGUUCAGGGCAGCAAACUGUUGUGUGAGACGUCACUGGGCUACAAAAUGGAUGACCUAUUGACCUCCUACAUCAGCCAGAUGUUGACCACCAUGAGUAAGCAGCGGAAUUCUCGCAGUCGCAGUAAGUGAACGUUUGAUUGGCACGAGGCGGUGGAGCUUGUGCGCCUGCUGCGACCCAUCGGUCGGCCCUGCAGCUGGGGGCGGGCCUUCGCGUCCCAACUGUGGAGAAUGAGCCGCACCCCCUCUGCCAGCACACAGGGCUCCGUAUACCCCGAUGAAGACUCAUCUGCCUCCAGUGAGGAUGACUACCUCUGAGAGGUCUGUGCAAGCGUUCUCCAUAAACGGCCUUUGCCCCCUGCCGCCUCUGUUUUUGGUAAAUGGCAUGUGCAAAAUCUGGUUUAGGAAACUGUGUAUCAGCAUUUAUGUGUCUUUUUUAGAAUAAUACACUCUAGAAUUUGUAUUAUAUGUGUUCAAGCACAAUUAAGGUACCAUUUACAUCAUGUUUUUUGAAAUUCAGCCAAGUAUGAACUGGAAUGGCAUGCUUAUACUGUAUACAGUGGCCCCAAAAUGUAUUUAGACACUCACAUAUUAAGUUUGACAUAGUAGUAAUGUCAUUGCAUUAUAUUACAAAAUAUCAAACCAAGUGGCUUUUAUUUCAAAGCAAGACAGUCACACUUUUCAAUCAAAACAUUUCAGAAAAAUAGAUUUAAAUAAAAGUAAUGGCAAAAAUGGCUCAGAAAACUGAGAUUAGUUUUGAGAAAAGCUCUAGCAGUGUUUGUUUGCAGGUGCCACUUGCUUUGAUAUUUUUAUGCAAUGAUUAAUCAUACAUUUAAAGUGUACAAAUACGUUUGGCCCCACUGAAUAUGCAUCUUGUAACAUGUACAGUAAAUGUAGCAUUUACAUGCAUUAUGGAACGUCAUUAACCAUUUUUGCGUUCUUCCUCACGGUAACAGUAAUGAACAAAUAGUAUCUGGAUUAUUAAUGUUGUCAACCCUGUAAAUAUAAUGCAAAAAUAUAUGCAUGAGCUUUUGGAUGUUUUUCACCAAGUUAUUUUAAUGGCAGCAAAAAUAGUUCUUUUUAAAGUGAAAAUGUUAGGUUUAUGUUCAGUUUGUGAAUUGUGUAACUUAAAUGUAUUUUGAUUGUGUUCACUUUUUUAAAUGUUACACUACAAGCGUUAUUGCCUUACUUUUUUGGAAGAAAAGUAACUGAAGGCUAGAGUGAAGGCUAGAGAUAAAAUGUAUGAGUUUACGCAAUCUACUCUCAUCUAUAGAUAUGCCUCCAUAACCUUAUUUCUAUCUGAGUCAUAGUUUAAAUUCAUGUAGAAGCAUAUGAAAUGUAUUUCAAGAGUGGAACGAGAAAAGGGAAUUAUAAAAUAUAUGGCCUUAUUUUAAAAUUGCAGCUACAUAUGGACAGUCCAUUAUUGAUAUCUGUUUAUGCUGUCAAUGUUAUUAAUAGUUAUUAACCCUAUAAUAUCUGACAUAUGAAAUAAUAAUCAGAAUAGUCAAUAUUCUAUUUAUUUUUAAAUGGAGCUGUUUUUUAAUCUAUUAAUAUAAAGCCUAAAAAAUAUUAUUAUUUUAAAAAAAAAUUCUGGUAAAGGUCAUUAAUCGUCCUAAUUUUUGUAUAUGGAAAUUUGCAACGGAAGUGAAUAUUGGGCUAUCUUAAGAGAACAUCCAGGGCACAUGAGAGAUGGCAAAUGUUUGGGAGUUUGGCCAUGACAAAUUUCUGUUCUCGGUCUACAGAAAUGUGAGACUUUACAAAUCAUAUACAAUAUGUUUUCUUCAAAAAAUAAUUAUUAUCAUGUGUUUUUUUUUAUGCACCAAACAUUGUUGACAUUUAAAAAAAAAUGUAAUGUAAAAAAAGUUACAAUUUUUUUUUGCUGGGUCUCAAAAAGGUUAUAGUACGACAACAUCAUAAAAGCUUGUAAUACAAAAUAAAUUAGAUUUUAUAAUAACACAGCAAGCUGCAUAUAUAAAAAUACAUAUAAAUAUUAGUUCACACUUCAAAUAUACCUUAUUUCUAAAGCUGUGUUUUUUAUUGUGGUGGACAUAUGUGGAAUGUAAUAAUGAUUGAGAAGUAUACUUCAAAAGCCUGUAGUAUCAUAUUUGAUACACUAAUUUCAACAUGAUUUUUCUAUAAAAUAAUGCAUGAAAUUUUAAGCAAGCACAAUUUGGCUGGGCCUUGAUAUCUCAUCGAGUAAAGACGCUGACUACCACACCUGGAGUCGUGAGUUCGAAUCCAGGGUGUGCUGAGUGACUCCAGCAAGGUCUCCUAAGCAACCAAAUUGGCUUGCUAGGGAGGGUAGUCACAUGGGGUAACCUCCUCCUGGUCACUAUAAUGUGUGGUUCUCACACUCGGUGGAGCACGUGUGAGUUGUGCGUGGAAGAAUAGCAUGAAGUCUCCACAUGCGCUACGUCUCCAGGGUAACGUGCUCAACAAGCCAUGUGAUAAGAUGCACGGAUUGACGGUUUCAGACGCGGAGGCAACUUCGAGGACUUAGAAUGCAUUGGGAAUUGGGCGUUCCAUAUUUGGGAGAAAAAGGGAGGAAAAACAAGCAAGCACAAGUUGCUUCAAUUAAGCAAAUACUAAUUUUGUGGCAUACAAAAACUAAGACCACGGAAACUUUCACCAGGAGGCAGCUGACAUCUAAUACAUUGAAUACAAGAUUUUGAUCAUGUUGUUAAUGUAGAGGCAUGCAUCUUAUAUGAUAUGAACGGUGGUAUAGGGUUAAUAAUGCCACUUAUUACCUUUAUUUGCAUCACAAAUGUCCUUUAACACAAAAUUAGGGCUGACACUUUGACAUCCUAACUAACCUGAACUAUAGAAAGCAUCUGUUGUUUGUGUUUUGCUAGGGAAUUAAUUUAUGAGCAGAUAAAUAGCGCUAUAUACCGUAGCAGAUAAAACUACUGCUACUUUGCCACUCCUUUAUGUAAAGUGUUAGUUAUAAAUAAAAAUUUAUAUCAAAUG
Xyrauchen texanus (razorback sucker) is the source of this 9456-nucleotide messenger RNA. RefSeq names its product unconventional myosin-VIIa-like. The record is from RefSeq and is a predicted model, not a curated record. Gene Ontology annotation, cellular component: cytoskeleton; myosin complex. Gene Ontology annotation, molecular function: cytoskeletal motor activity; ATP binding; protein binding. NCBI's taxonomy places the organism in Eukaryota, Metazoa, Chordata, Actinopteri, Cypriniformes, Catostomidae.